AGUAAGGCCAACCCAUGCAUCAUAUAAUGUCUGGGAGGCUGCUGAUUGUAUUUGCUUUUGAGUCGACUCAUAAGGCCAACGCAUGCACCAUGUAAUGUCUGGGAGGGCGCUGAUCGUACUUACAGUCGUUGCUGCUGCGUUCAUCUCCUCAACUCUCCUUCCCCACAUUCCCUCCCCCACCCUUCCCCAUGUCUCCCCCGGCAGGUUCGCUUUGCCUGCAUGGCCCACUCACAAGGCUGUGCUAGUUUUUUUAGAGUUCUCAGAGCCUAUCACGAGGCACUUGUUUCCAAGUCGACCCAAAAGCAGUUCGCAUUUGCCAGCAUGGUCCGCUCGCAAGAGCAGCACGUGGGCACAGUGUUGGGUCGCUUCGUGGUUAUCUCCUGGCUCUUUGUGGUUCUCAUCGUCACCUGCAGCUACACUGCCAAUCUUACCUCCAUCCUCACUGUUAACAACCUCACUCCUCCUGUACAGUCACUGGCGGCUGUGAUCACAUCCGGCUCCGUGGUGGGGUACCUCAAUGGAUCCUUCUCAGAGCAGCACCUCCUGGGCUUCGGAGUUCGCAGGAAGCAACUCCAGUCCUUGAACAGCGUGGACGAGUACGCAGAGGCCAUGCUGAAUGGCACGGUGGUGGGGGUGGUGGACGAGCGGCCGUUCCUCGACCUCAUUCUCUCGACGGACUGCGCAUUCACCACUGGGGAGGCGGACAUCUCCACCUUGGGAUGGGCGUUUGCCUUCCAAAAAGGGUCGAAUCUUGCCGUUGAUCUGAGCAAGGCCAUCGCUCAGCUCGGGGAAUCGGGAGUUCUGCGAUCCAUCCACGACAACUACGUGCCUAGCAACCUGACGUGCAGCGACCAGUCGAGUGGGGCGUCGUCGGAGAGCCUAGGCGUGGAGGGCUUUCAGAAUCUGUUCAUCGUGUAUGCCGUCAUGGCCACCUUCGCAUGCCUCAUGUAUCUCGCCGUGCUGCUCUACCGCGGCCACCUCGCCAAGCGGGAGCUGGAGGAGGAGGGGGAGGAAGCGAGUGGGGGGAUGUCUGCCAUGAAGGCGAAGCCAUGGAUGAACCCCAUCAAGCACAUCGCCUACCUCUAUAGCCUCGGAGUAGCGUGGAGCAUUGCUCGCAAUAUUGAAGUCGACGAGGACGAGACGUACUAUGAAGCAGACUCGCAGAUGUUUGAUAUGUAUGAUGACCAAUCAUCGUUCAACCAAUCAGAUUUCACGCUCGGGAACGACGACGACUCAAGGCGUGAUGAAUUUCGCUAGUCCGUUGCAGUUUUCAGUUUGCGUCCCCUGUUGUGGUGGUUGCUUAUUUAUUUCUUCUGCUGCUCGCAAUCGGCUAUGCCUGUUGAAAUUACUCCCAACUCGUUUGAUUGCAUACCGUAUUACCGUAUUCCCCCAGAUAUACGCACCGCCGGCUAAAACGCACCAUGGUGCGUAUAUCCAGAGCAGGGCCCACGAUUGGUUUUAAGGUACCCUGAUUGCUCAGUGUCGUACUAAAAAAAAAAACUUUUC
Messenger RNA from Closterium sp. NIES-67, 1506 nucleotides. NCBI's taxonomy places the organism in Eukaryota, Viridiplantae, Streptophyta, Zygnematophyceae, Desmidiales, Closteriaceae. The record is from the annotation of a GenBank genome assembly.